Molecule: messenger RNA, 1019 nt
Organism: Coccinella septempunctata (seven-spotted ladybird)
Lineage: Eukaryota; Metazoa; Arthropoda; Insecta; Coleoptera; Coccinellidae
Exons: 3
Coding region: 191-493 (100 amino acids)
Source: RefSeq, a predicted model, not a curated record
GGAAGGAGUGUAGAGAGAGAACCACGGGAACGUUUGUGAGAUAGAAGAUAAUCAGCUGAUUCGGGGCAAAACAUUGGCCAGUUCUCUGUAUUCUAUACGUGAAUCGCUUAGUUUUUUAGUUUUAUUUGUACUUUUCCUCAUUUUUGUGCGAAAUUUUUGUGAAAUUAUUAUUCACUUCUGAUUCUUUAGGAUGGUAAAGUCGUGUUCGGCAUAUAAUUGUACGCAAAGGUACAGAAAAGGCAGUGGGAUUUCAUUUUUCUCUUCUGAAAACUACUUGGAGUCUGUGAAUAUCAAUACCAAGGAUUGCUCUGAAAAACCUCAGAUUCAAACUAAAACAAUAAGGAGGAGGCAUUAUUUUAGGGAUGUGAAAUAUUCUGCUCUGAGUACAGCUGAAGCCAAAAUGGUUUGGAAUAUUGCCAAUAGGAGUAUUGAGAAAAUUAGAAAAGAAAAUAAUAGAUUAAGAACUAAACACAUAAAUUACAUAGCAGGGUGAAGGGUGAUAAAGUUGAAAGAACUGAUAUUGCAUUUGAAAACUUCUAAAAAUGUCUCUCAAAAUUGUUAUGACAUAAUGCAGGUAAAAGACAAGUAUGAACUGGAGGCCUAUAAAGAAUCAUUGACUGAUGCAAAUUAAUGCAUGUUGAGGAAUUACAUUUGUUUCAGAAUUUUAUUUUAUUUUGGCUCAGUAAGGAUGGUGCUUCCUUUUUCCAGAAACUUAAAGGUAUAGCCCACAUAUUUUCUUUCAUUUAUAAAUAUCUGGGGUAAGUAUGUAGGUGAGUAAUCUUUGAAUCUUGGUAUUCCAUAAUUUUUUUUUUUAGAUUUGUGGGUUGGAGAUAUUUGAAUUGUUUUGUGAUUCGCUUAAAAUAUUUUAUGUUACAGGAAUGUAUUCCGAAGGCUGAACAGGACUUGUUGUUGAGACAACUCAAAAUUUGAACAAAUAAUUUAUUCAGAUUUGUAAUUUCAAUUAUUCCACCAGAUGUAUUCAAAUUCUCUUCAACUUGAAAAUAAAUUUCUUUGAUCAU